Messenger RNA from Ostertagia ostertagi, 372 nucleotides. Lineage: Eukaryota; Metazoa; Nematoda; Chromadorea; Rhabditida; Trichostrongylidae. The record is from the annotation of a GenBank genome assembly.
AUGCAAAUUCCUUGCCUUUUCCUCAUUUUUGGACUGGGUCUUUGUGCUUUCGCUCAGGAGAAGAAGCUCGAUAAACUCCAGAUUGGAGUUAAGAAGAGAGUAGAGCCAUGUGAGAUGAAGUCGAGGAAGGGAGAUGUAUUGCAUAUACAAUAUGUCGGCAGACUUCCCAAUGGAACCGAGUUUACACGUAACGAGGAUUUAGUGCAUAAACUGGGAAGGGGACAGGUGAUAAGGGGAUGGGAUCAAGGGCUUAUGGAUAUGUGUGUUGGCGAGCGUCGAACUCUUACCGUUUCUCCUCGCUGGGCUUACGAACAACGUAUUUCACACCCAAAAAUUCCAGGUAUCGAGUUUUUUUGGUUAUCAAUUGUUUGA